AACAAUAAAUUUAGUUACUUGCCUCAAAAGAUUGCCUAAAAAUCCCCAUCAAAGGCCAAAAGAACAGAAAAAGUUUUUUUUGCACGCGGUGGCAAUGGCGUCUUCUUCUUCUUCCUCCUCAUUAUCCGUCAUCAUUUUCCUCCUCUUGGCGCCUCUCUGCCUUUCAAGUGAGUCACCUUUGCAAAUCCCAAACGCAACCCUAGAUCUCUCUGUACUAUGGUACGGCCAAUUCACGCCGGUUCAAAAGGAGCGGGUUCACGAUUUCGUAGAAUCGCUUAACUUCGACGCCAAGGAAGGUCUUGACCCGAAGGUAUCAUCAUGGUGGAAAGUGGUGGAGAGUUACCAAGAGAGGUUUGAGCUGAAGGAGAUUUACCGACAGAAGAAGAAUAACAGAACCGUAACUCCGAGGAUUAAGGUAAAGAUUGUCCGGACUUAUGUGGAUGAGAAGAUGAAGUAUGGAAACGAAUUGACAAUCGGUAACGGUGAGAAACUUGUUGAGACGGCCACUGGUAAUAUGUCCAAAGUGAUACCCGUGGUAUUUCUUUCGUCACACGUUCGGGCUCAUCGCAUAGGGUUUUGUAACAGAACUUGCCAACAAAAUGCCCUUGCCAAAAUUGAAGGUAAAAAAGAACCACAACCGUACAUAAUGGUAAGCAACCCGGAGGUGGAAUGUCCCGGAGAGUGUGCUUGGCCUUUCCACACGGCUGACAAGGGUCCACGUGGUAUGAUCUAUCAACCGCCAAGUGGCGAUGUCGGAGCUGACGCAUUGGUUAUUCAGCUAGCCACAGGUUUAGCCGAUUUUGCCUCCAAUCCAGCUAUAACGAAGUUCUUGUUCAAAUCUGAUACGACACCGUUCAACGAUGACGGAAAGAGAAACCAUGGCUCUUCUUCGAAGUAUAUCGAGAACCCAUCAACCGAGUGCACUGGUGCUUUUGGAUCCGGAGCUUUUCCUGGUUUUACCGGUAGAAUUCGGGUUGACCCGGUUACUGGUGGAGCCUUUAAUUCUCACGGAAUCAACCACUUGAAAUUCUUGAUUCCUUCUGUUUAUGACCCUAUCACCCAAUCUUGCUGGACUCCUAUGUAACCUCUUUGUUAUUAUUACAUGUUACGCAGUUUUUACCCUUUUAUGACAAAAUUGAAACCUUGAGUUUGUAAAGGAUACUAUCUAUCUAUUGUUGGUAAU
This is a messenger RNA of Camelina sativa (false flax), 1183 nucleotides long. Its product is annotated as protein EXORDIUM-like 6. The record is from RefSeq and is a predicted model, not a curated record. NCBI's taxonomy places the organism in Eukaryota, Viridiplantae, Streptophyta, Magnoliopsida, Brassicales, Brassicaceae.